Molecule: messenger RNA, 1720 nt
Organism: Puccinia graminis f. sp. tritici CRL 75-36-700-3
Lineage: Eukaryota; Fungi; Basidiomycota; Pucciniomycetes; Pucciniales; Pucciniaceae
Exons: 4
Coding region: 35-1720 (561 amino acids)
Biological process (GO): phospholipid biosynthetic process
Cellular component (GO): endoplasmic reticulum membrane
Molecular function (GO): glycerol-3-phosphate O-acyltransferase activity; glycerone-phosphate O-acyltransferase activity
Source: RefSeq, a predicted model, not a curated record
AAACAGAAAAAAGAAAGACAUAAAACAAAAAACAAUGGAGAGCCACCAUCACCAGGACGAAGCUGGAGACGAGGACCGACAUCGAGGCGGAGAUGAUAGCAAUUACCAUGUACCCAACUAUCCAACCGAGACACCGAUUGCUUACCAUGCUGUCAUCUCAUUCUUCAGAUUCGUACUGGCCAUCUUCUUCUCCAGGAUCGUGAUCGAGAAUCCGGACAGGAUACCUGGUAAUGGGCGGCCGACGAUCGUGUUGGUGAACCAUUCGAACUCACUGACGGAUGCGCUGAUCAUCAUGGCAUCAGUCCCGCGCCAUGCACGAAGGAUGCUCAGGAUGACAGCUAAGGCGACCCACUUCAGGAAACCGACGUUCUCAUCCUGGUUGAUCGAGAAGGCAGGCUCGGUACCACUACAACGAGCACAGGAUUAUCAGCCGGAGACCCGAAUCGAUAACUCGGUGACGAGGGAAUUACUGAUGAAUGCGCUCUGUCAACAGGGGGAUGCUAUCUGCAUCUUCCCAGAGGGCAUCUCCCGUUAUCAUCCCGCAUUGGCCCCUUUUAAGACCGGCGCGGCUAGGAUCGCUUCUGACGUACUCUGCCAAUUCAAGAACCAAGAAAAGUUUGAAAUCAACCUACUCCCAUGCUCAAUCACCUACCUACAUCGUCAAAACUUCCGCUCGGAUGUCCUCGUCUCCUUCCACGAUCCCAUCGUCCUCCGAUCCUCCGACCCAACUAAUGCCGAGCUGGUCGCCUCCGACCCGGAGUGCCGUAAACAGGGCAUUGCCAAACUCACCGCCACGCUCACUGAGAAAAUUCGGGCGGGCACACUAGACUCGCCAUCAUGGGAUCUCAUCAAGGCUGCCAAUAUGGCACGAACACUCUAUGCACCCUUUGGCACUCAACUCAGUCUAGGCACCCACAUCCGUCUCACCCAACGCUUCGUCGACGUCUUUGCCGGCAGAACACCCUCUCCCUCCUCCACACCCUCCCCAACCUCGCCUCAACUUUCCCCUUCAAACCAUACGGAACUCGUCAAAGACUUACUCGACUAUCAACAAAUGCUGUUCCAUUUGGGCCUCAAAGACGCCAGACUCGCUAAUAAUCGUCUUGUCAGUCGUAGAGUCAUCCUCACUCGUCUUGCAUUCAGAGUCUCUGCCGCCGCCUUCUUCCUCUCUAUUUGUGCUCCUGGACUCUGCUUUUGGAUUCCUACUUUCAUCGUCACUGGAUACUUUGCCCAUCGCCAAAGACUUAAAGGACCUGCCUGGGAUACCUAUGAUGAAGUUACUCAAACCAAGAUGUUGUGGGGAUUAGCGAGUGGUUUGGCGACCUACGGCUGUGUACUAUUAGUCUGUCUCCCGAUAUUUCCUCUCGUCUUAAUUGUCUUUCCGAUCUGGAUGUGGUUCACUUUAAGAUGGCUUGAAGAUCUCGUUGCUACUUUGAGAGCGACAAGAUCGUUAGUGAAGAUGUUGAUGAUCAGUAAAGAUGAGUUAAAAUCGAUUCGAGCCCAUCGAGCUAGAUUAGAGAAAGAAGUUACUAAACUGGCGGUCGAUCGAUGUAUGCUACCUGGAUCGAAUGAGGAUGUGCUUAAAGAUGACCAACAACAAGAGAUCGUGAUCAAGAAUGGCAGGGUGACAAACUCUAGAUUCGAUUACUUCUCAAUUCGUAGACGUAGAAAGAAGGAUUAUAAUGAAGUCUUGAGGCUUUGGGACUUGGUCGAUAUGUAG